Molecule: messenger RNA, 5557 nt
Organism: Bufo bufo (common toad)
Lineage: Eukaryota; Metazoa; Chordata; Amphibia; Anura; Bufonidae
Gene: HIPK2
Product: homeodomain interacting protein kinase 2
Exons: 15
Coding region: 384-3821 (1145 amino acids)
Biological process (GO): peptidyl-serine phosphorylation; intrinsic apoptotic signaling pathway in response to DNA damage by p53 class mediator; peptidyl-threonine phosphorylation
Cellular component (GO): cytoplasm; nucleus; PML body
Molecular function (GO): ATP binding; transcription coactivator activity; SMAD binding
Source: RefSeq, a predicted model, not a curated record
CUGCCUUUUCUCUCUAAAUUCAACUUUUUGCAGCUUGCAGGAAGGUUGGGUGCAGGGCUCCCUGAAUGGGGGGGACCUCACAGGGGGCUGCACUACUGCCCUGGGGGGAAUCUGGCUCCCUAGAUCUCUAGCUCCACAGCCAAGUGCUGUGGGUCAUCCUAAAAACCAUUAAUCUCCUGUAUAGCUCCCCCCUCCCCAUACCCAGCUAGGCCCUGCUCCCCAGGAUCCGUAUUCCCAGUUUAGGGUGCACUGGGAGGGAUGCACCAGACAUGGGGAUGCUACUGGAAGUGGCCAGAGCCUGACAGCUGAACCCGAAGACUGCACAGCCCUGCCAUUCCUCGGGGUCCUGCCAUGAAGUAUCCGCACCCCCUGCUUGUAGAGGUAUGGCCUCUUCCUUGCACACGUUCUCCUCGCACAGCCUCCAGUUGUCCUCUUUCUGUAGUGUGAAGAAACCAAAGUUGGAAGUGAGCUCCACCUGGGAUAUGACCGGAUACGGCUGCCACAGCAAGGUCUAUAACCCAGGCAAAAGCAGCUCUACAUCUGGGCAGCCAUUGCUCUCCUACGCUUCCUUCCUUCAAGCACCUUUCGAACAGACGGUCAUCUUCCCUACCAGCUCUGGUCACAUUGUGGUGACCUCUUCUUCCAGUAGUGGGUCUUCAGCAGCAACAGCGAGCGGUCAAACGCUCGGUGGCCCUCCAACCAACCUCAUGCGUCGCAGUACGGUCAGCCUUCUGGACACGUACCAGAAGUGCGGUUUAAAGAGAAAGUGCGAGGAGCUUGACAACGGCAGUGUGCAGAUUGUAGACGAACAUCUUCCCAUGACCCAGAACAAUGCAAGUGGGGCCACAGCUGCAACCACCUCCAAGAACAGUGGCUCCAACGGUGAAGGAGAUUACCAACUGGUGCAACAUGAGGUCCUCUGCUCCAUGACUAAUACGUAUGAAGUGUUAGAAUUCCUGGGGCGAGGCACCUUUGGGCAAGUGGUCAAGUGCUGGAAAAGAGGCACCAAUGAGAUUGUGGCAAUCAAAAUCUUGAAGAAUCACCCAUCCUAUGCCAGGCAAGGACAAAUUGAAGUCAGUAUAUUGGCACGGCUGAGCACUGAGAGUGCAGAUGACUACAACUUUGUAAGGGCCUAUGAGUGUUUCCAGCACAAGAACCACACUUGCCUCGUCUUUGAGAUGCUGGAGCAAAACCUCUACGACUUUCUGAAACAGAACAAGUUCAGUCCACUGCCGCUGAAGUACAUCAGGCCGGUUCUGCAGCAGGUGGCCACAGCUCUCAUGAAAUUGAAGAGUCUUGGUCUUAUUCAUGCUGAUCUCAAACCGGAGAACAUCAUGCUGGUUGACCCUUCCAGGCAGCCAUACCGGGUCAAAGUCAUCGAUUUUGGAUCUGCAAGUCAUGUGUCUAAAGCUGUGUGUUCCACCUACCUGCAGUCCAGAUAUUACAGGGCUCCGGAGAUAAUACUGGGAUUACCGUUUAGUGAAGCCAUCGACAUGUGGUCUUUGGGGUGUGUGAUCGCUGAGCUCUUUUUGGGGUGGCCGCUGUAUCCUGGGGCCUCUGAAUAUGAUCAGAUCCGGUACAUAUCGCAGACUCAGGGCCUGCCUGCCGAAUAUCUUCUCAGCUCUGGGACCAAGACCACCAGGUUCUUUAAUAGAGAUGGUGACUCCCCGUAUCCUCUGUGGAGACUUAAGACGCCUGAUGAUCAUGAGUCCGAAACUGGCAUCAAAUCCAAGGAAGCCAGAAAGUACAUCUUCAACUGCUUGGAUGAUAUGGCUCAGGUAAAUAUGACCUCGGAUUUGGAAGGCAGCGACAUGCUGGUGGAGAAGGCGGACAGAAGAGAGUUCAUUGACCUGCUUAAGAAAAUGUUGAUCAUCGAUGCAGAUAAGAGAAUCACUCCCAUCGAGACUCUGAACCAUCCAUUUGUCACAAUGACUCAUCUCCUGGACUUCCCACAUAGCUCACAUGUAAAGUCUUGCUUCCAGAAUAUGGAAAUCUGCAAGAGACGGGUGAAUAUGUACGACACUGUGAACCACAGCAAGACCCCAUUUAUCACGCACGUGGCCCCCAGCACUUCCAGUAACCUCACCAUGACAUUCAGCAAUCAACUGAAUACCAUGCACAGCCAGCCCUCUGCUGCCUCUAUGGCAGCCAUCGCCCAAAGGAGCAUGCCCCUCCAGACUGGAGCAGCGCAGAUCUGUGCCCGGCCUGACCCCUUCCAGCAAGCUUUGAUCGUCUGUCCUCCAGCUUUCCAAGGGCUGCAAACCUCUCCUUCCAAACAUGGCGGCUUCUCCGUCCGAAUGGAUAACGCGGUCCCUCUGGUGACGCAAACAGCCAGUGCUCAAGCUUUGCAAAUCCAGUCUAGCCUCCUGACACAGGCAUGGCCUAGCGGCACUCAGCAGAUACUACUGCCCCCCGCCUGGCAGCAGUUGGCAGGAGUGGCGGCUCACACAUCAGUCCAGCAUGCUACGGUCAUCCCAGAGAGCAUGACUGGCGCCCAGCAGCUGACAGACUGGAGGAACACUCACGCCCACGGCGGCCACUAUAACCCAAUCAUGCAGCAGCCUACGCUCCUCGCGGGCCAUGUAACCUUACCCUCUGCCCAGCCUCUGAAUGUGGGUGUAGCUCACGUUAUGAGACAGCAGCCAACCAGCAGUGCUUCCUCUUCUCGCAAAAAGCAGCAUCACUCCGCAGUGAGAAAUAAUUCCUCCUACGAGGUGUCAUCUAGCCAAUCACACAGUUCCCCACAACGUUCCAAGCGUGUGAAGGAGAACACACCCCCUCGCUGUUCCAUACCACAGAGCUCAGCUCCUUGCGGCCCUUCCAUUACCUGCGGCUGGGGAGAGAGCUCUGUAGGUGCCUCUCGAGGUGACCAUCAGCGGCAAACAAUCGUCAUCCCAGACACUCCCAGCCCCGCGGUCAGCGUCAUCACCAUCAGCAGUGACACUGACGAAGAAGAGGAGCAGAAACACAUCGCCCCCAGCCUCCCCAAGCAGCGCCGGAAUGUUAUCAGCUGUGUUACGGUGCACGAUUCUCCCAUCUCUGAUUCUUCAAGCAACACCAGCCCCUAUGCCGCCACUGGGCAAAGACGUGCAUCUAAUGCCACUGCCCAUGAGGCCAAAUGCCAGCCGGAUAUUCCCUGCUCUACAAACUCGCGCACCAUAAUUGUGCCACCUCUGAAGACCCAACCCAGUGAGGGGCGAAUGGAAUGUGAGCGGAGGCAGCCAGAUACAACAAGUCACCACUCCUACAAACCCAAAUCCUCGUCCUCCACAGUGGCUUCCAGUACACAUUCCUCCAGCAACUCUACCACGUCAGCCACAUAUCGCCAGCCCAGAGCUGCUGGCCAUGCCUUCCAACAGCAGCCGCUCAACCUCAGCCAGAUCUCCCAACAUAUUAGCACAGAACGAUCUGGAAGCCACCGAAGGCAACAGGCGUAUAUAACUCCCACCCUCGCCCAAGCUCCAUACUCCUUUCCGCACAACAGUCCCAGCCAUGGGGCGGUCCACCCUCACUUGGCGGCUACGGCUCACUUGCCCAGCCAGCCGCACCUCUACACCUACACUGCGCCAGCUGCUUUGGGCUCCACUGGCACUGUGGCACAUCUAGUGGCAUCUCAAGGAUCUGCACGCCACACUGCAUACCCUGCCAGCAUCGUCCCAGUGGGCAUGGCCUCUCGGCUGCUUCCAUCUCCAAGUCUUCACCCCAGUCAAUACCAGGCACAGUUCACCCAUCAGACUUACAUCCCUGCAUCUCCCACGUCCGCAGUCUACACUGGAUACCCUCUGAGUCCACCAAAGGUUAAUCAGUACCCUUACAUCUAGAUGGUGGAGGCAGGACUAAGGGGAGGCGCAGACUAUUAUAAAGCAACUCUUUCACUUUUCUUCCUCUUUAUUUGUGUACAUCUGGUGGGUUGAUGCCAGCCAGGUAGGAGGAGAAGGGGUGUGAUGAACCGAGAGAUGUUGAGAAGGGACCUCUGAGCACCUUGGACCCCCGAACUCUCCCACUGUCUGUGAGGUUUGAACCUUGCCCACUUUUGAGGUCUUCUCUUUCCCAUGGACUUUUGGGGAGGGCACAUGUUGCUGGAGGUGUGUCCAGAGGUGACAGAUGUGCUGUAUUUAUUGAUCAUAGAUACUUAUCAGAUACUCGCCAGGAUCUGGUGCCGUAGAGACUUAGAAGCUUAUGAAGAGUCUAUAGAGUUAGGGUUCUGGAUCUUUCUGUGACUCUCUCUAGUUUUUAAUUUCUGGUUUUAAUUUUAAUAGUAGCAGAGAGAUUGAGCUGUAUUUGCACUCUGCGCCAAAGGGAGACCCCACUUAGUUAUGUUUUUUUUGUUUUUGUUUUUUACUCUCCACCACCCUUAACCCCUCUCCCGUUUUUAUAAUGAGGGGGAGUGGCACUCUGGAUACCUCUGAUAACACGUUUGCACCGCUUUUAAGUUUAAAGCCCCUCCCCCUCAGUGUUGAUUGUGAUGAAGUUUUAGAAGGUUGUAAUUUUUAACGUUUUACAGAAGGAUGAUGGUCUCAAUUUUUAAAAAAAAUACCAAAAAAUUAAAAAACUAAGAAAAAAAAUCAUAUAAUAAUAAUUAAAGGGGACAAAAGGUAUUACUUUGGGAAGAGGGAUCUGGGAUGUCGUGAAGGGCACGAGUAGGGGCAAUGUGGUCAUGUGGAGCAAGAAGCUGGCAAGUAAAGAUCUGUGUAUGUCUACCAGAGGAAUGAUGGGAAAACACAUGGAAAGUAAUGGAAGGACUCGAAAUGGACACAGCUACUAAUUUCUCUCUAUUCUAAGUCACUUUAAUGUCUUUUAGAAUGGGACAGCUCCUUCCCCUGCGCUACAGUGUAGCACAGCCCAAUGCUCUCAGUUUUCUACUCUUCACCAAUAGAUCUAUGAAUAUUAUAUAUAUAUAUAUAUUUUGUUUUUACUUUCAGGUUGCACAAUAGAACUCAAAAAUCUUUGUUUUUCCCGUCGUCUGAGACCCUAACCGUAAAAUUACCGGCAUGUGAUGUUGUGAUGUCCCGAUACCCGCGCGUGUGUGUGAGCCUCCCGCCAUUCUAUGUCCUCUGCUCCUAGUGCCUUACAAACUGCUAAACAUGUCUGGUCCUUUUUGUUUCUCUAACAUCAAGACCCGUUAGGUUGGUUGUCAGUGAGUCACCCCCUCCCCCACUCCUAGUGCUGAAGUUUCACAGACCCUCAAUUGUUUUUUUGUAUUUUUUUUUUUCGUACCACACCAAGUUUGGGAGUGACAUACAUGUCUAUGUGUCUGCUCGAGGUGAGUCCAGUAUUAGUCGCGCUCACAAACUGUGGUAAAGAAUAAAACCUGUAAUAAUCAUCACUGUACGGCUUUCUGUUUAACCCCUUAGCGGCAGGGAGGAGGGUAGCCCCAGUAGUCACUGUUACUUCGAUUUCUUUUUUUUUUUUUUUUAAAGAAGGUUUUCAAAAAUAAAGGAAAUCCCAAGUGUUGGCGCAUCGUGAUAUUGAGGAGUGUCUACGUGAGUAAGAUUAACCCCUUCAGUGGUGAGGAGGUUAAAAUAACAAAAGGGAAUAAAAGACUUGUAAUUUGUGA